Molecule: messenger RNA, 1710 nt
Organism: Brassica napus (rape)
Lineage: Eukaryota; Viridiplantae; Streptophyta; Magnoliopsida; Brassicales; Brassicaceae
Product: transmembrane protein 214
Exons: 9
Coding region: 142-1572 (476 amino acids)
Cellular component (GO): endoplasmic reticulum; Golgi apparatus
Source: RefSeq, a predicted model, not a curated record
GAAAAAAUAUGGGUUCGAAGGUCUUCAAGGAAAAGGAAAAAUUAACAUUUAUUGAUUUGCAACCGCCUCAGAUAAUAGAGCUAAGAAAAAAACGUCUCUCUCUGGAAAAAAAAAAAACAAAAAGAAAACCUAGUGGUUAUCAUGAUCAAAUCGAAUUCGAAGGUGAAGGCAAAGAUCGUUCCCUCAGGCGGCGUUGAGGAUAUGGAAGAUAAAUCGAAAGGUGUUGGUGCAGCAGAGGCGGCUUUGUCUGUGGAAGAUGAAUGGGAGGAAACUGAAAAGGAGGCGAUAGUGUCUUUGUCCGAAGCUGCCAAAAAGAUCCUCCCCUCACAUUUUGCGGCUUUCGUGGACAAACAAAAGGGUGUGCCGGAGCUUGACUUAUGGAGGUUAAACUGUUACCUUGAGAAAGUAUUUUCCCAAGUUUCGUCAUUACCAUGGUUUAACAUGUUAAAGAAAUCUCCUUUGUCCUUUGUUCCAUUAUCUUAUAUUCCUAAAUCUGUCUACGAAGCACCAGUGGAUUGGAUCAACAAACUUCCAACUGAUGAACACUGGAAGUUCGUUAGGUGGGCACUUGAUCGACUUCUCACUGAUUGGGCAGCACAUGCCAAAGGUGAAGAACAACGUUUUACCCAAUAUGAGGUGGCGACAUUGGUUGAAUUAGCCAUGGUGUUGCGUGGUAAACCUGAUUCUUUUACUUGUCUUUUGCCGAUGCUGAGGGUGAGACCUAAGUAUCAAGGCGAGGACAAGCUUCCGCUUAUCGUUUGGAUGAUGGCUCAGGCCUUCCAAGAUGAUUUACCAACUGGCUUGUCUUCAUGGGCGCGUAACUUGUUACCACUAGUCGGUAAUAACAAGUCCUACAGCCCUGAGUUAGUGGAUCUCAUCUUGCAAUUUGUUGAGAAGAGGAUUUUGUCGAAUCCAGAGGCUCGGACCAUACUUGUAAAUGGAGCUGUUAAGAAGGAUGGAGAGCGGCUGAUUCCACCUUGUUCUUUUGAGAUGUUGGUGCGGCAUACAUUCCCUGCUAGAGUAGAGGAGGCAACAGAGAGGUUUGAGGCAAUUUAUCCGGUGUUGAGGGAAGUAGCCCUUGCACCAGGAACCGCAGUGAAACAGAUAUUCACUUUUUCUUUGAAAUUAGCUGGUGGACAAGGAAAUCCUGCUCUAGCCAGUGAAGCGACAGCAAUCGCCAUCAGUGUCUUGACACAAAACGUUGAUUGCUUUAAGCAGUGGGAUGUUCUCUACAAGGAGAAUCUUGAAGCUAGCGUUGCUCUUCUCAAAAAGCUUGUAGACGAGUGGGAGGAUCAUUCCUUCAAACUAUCAUCAUCAUCACCGAGUGAUACUCUCACUGUCAAUCGAACUAUGAAUAGCUUCAGGAUAAAGAACGAAAAAGCCAUCACUGAAGGAGUAGCCAAUCUUUCUCUUUACAAAGAAGCUGACAAGUCGUGUAAACUGAUCUCGAGGAGACUCUCCCGUGGCGGGCCCGGAAUAGCACCCUUAACCGCUAUGAUUAUAGCAGCUGCAGCUGCCGCUGGAGGAGGCAUUGGAGCCGCACUUACUCUAUAUAUCUUGCCAAUAGCAUAAUUAGUGGUUUCUCGCUGAUGUUGAGGAGUGUGUAUACAAGUCCUCUCUUAAAAGAGACUUAUCAGAAUGCUAACGACUUGUUUGAUCUAAAAUGUAUUAUUAUUUGUUGCCUUCUUUUAAUCCCUUUCUUUGAAGCUA